Messenger RNA from Patella vulgata (common limpet), 1405 nucleotides. RefSeq names its product peroxisomal membrane protein 4. The record is from RefSeq and is a predicted model, not a curated record. The coding region runs from base 49 to 657 and encodes 202 amino acids. The transcript is spliced from 4 exons. Lineage: Eukaryota; Metazoa; Mollusca; Gastropoda; Patellidae. Gene Ontology annotation, cellular component: peroxisomal membrane.
UUCACAAUUGGAGGGGAGAAAGUUGAAAGGGGUCAGGUGACGUUCAAAAUGGCGGCGGCAAUACAAACAAUUAACCAGUUUUUAGUUUCUGGUCAAUAUCAUUCAAUCUUGGCACUAAUUAAAGGUUUACGAAAUGGAAUUGUAUAUGGAGCAAAAGUACGAUUUCCACAUGCAUUGGUCAUGACAUUUCUUUUUAAAAGUGACAGUUUCAGAAAUAAGCUCAUAACAAUUUUACAAGCAACUUACACACAUUCCAAGAAUCUAGGUUUAUUUGUUCUGUCUUAUAAAACUUUGACAACAAUAAUGCAGUAUGUACAGACACAGAAAUAUCAACCCCAGUCUUUCAUAGCUGCUUUUUGUGCUGGUUAUCUUAUAUUCGGUCGAUAUAAUAAAGUUAAUGAACAAAUAAACUUGUAUCUUCUAUCAAGAAUAAUAUAUGGUUUAGCACAAUUAGCUGUGAAGAAAGGAUACAUACCUAAACCCAAGAAAGAUGCCUUUCCCAUGUUUGCAGCACUUGUGUGGGGAAUAGUUCUCUGGCUUUUUGAACAUGAAAAGGACACAUUACAGCCUUCCUUAAGAUCUUCUAUGACAUAUUUAUAUACUGAUAGUAACAAGUGGCAUGAUCUUAAGGACUUUAUUAUCCAUAACAAGCCUUGAUGAAAAUUUUAUAUAUUUAGUUUGAUAAUAUAUAUUUUUAAACCAUGUAAAUAGUGAUUUUUUCUCCUAUAAAAAUAUGUCUUUUUAUGAAAUUAUUUUGCCAUAGAAUGUAACUACCGCACUCAUAAUGUUUAUGACUCAUUAUAUCUAUUUUAUUUGAAUAGACGUUUUAGAUUAUUUUUUGUACAGCUACAUGUUAUAUUUUAAAUAACCAUUUCUCAGGUGGUUCAAACUUGUUUCGAGAAAGGGGGGGGGGGUAAAUGAUCUAAUGCAUGCCUUCAGAUCCUAACUCAACAUAUCCUAACUCAAGUGACUUAAGUGGACGGUUUCAACUCCAUACUUGUACAUGAUAAGGAGUUGGGUAGCUUGCCUGACUUUUACCUGCGCAAGCAAAUUAUUGAAAUGAAAUUGUACCAAAUCUUAGUCCCAAAAUGACCUAGUUUGGGUUGAGUAGACACUAAGUUCCAUUUCUCUCUCUCUGAGAAAAUCCCUUUAGCCAGUCCGAAUUUACUGUCAUGCAACUUACUAUUAAUACCAGAAUUAUUGCCCUCAUCAUCUAAAUUACAUUUAAAAUGCAAUAAGUUGCCUGUUUUUAUUUUUAAACCCUAGGUCAACUGCAAAUUGGUGAUAUAAUGCCUGGCAUUUGUUGCAAAUAAUAAGGGUAGCAGUGACAAUGUAUUCUGAAAAUGUAUGCAUAUGUGAAUAAAAUCAAAAGUUUUGAAAAUAAAUAUCUUAAUUUCUAAAUGCC